This is a messenger RNA of Aspergillus calidoustus, 882 nucleotides long. Lineage: Eukaryota; Fungi; Ascomycota; Eurotiomycetes; Eurotiales; Aspergillaceae. The record is from the annotation of a GenBank genome assembly.
AUGCGUUCCUCCAUUAUCCUAAGUGCCCUGUGCGCCCUUGGCGCUAUGGCUGAAAUCGAGCCCGCCUAUGUUACCACCUGGACCACCACCACUGUGACCGACUGGACUGUCAUCACCAUCACCAAGACAAUCACCGUUCAGCCUACCACCGAGGCUACUGUUGAGCCUACAUCGGCCCCUGCCACAGAGGUCAAGGUUCAGGAACCUGAGCCCGAGCCCGUGGAGGUAGAACGCACCACUACUACUACCCAGGCUCCCGCACCCGUCGAGACCUCUUGGUCCUCUACCUGGACCUCCACCUGGGAGUCGACCUUGACUGCCACCCAGGAGCCUGAGACCACCACUACCAUGACCAGCGAGGCUACCCAGGCCCCCGCGCCCACCACCAACACCUACCAGGGCAAUGUUCUCUACAGCCACAAUGUUCACCGUGCCAACCACUCUUCCACCGACCUUACCUGGUCUUCUGAUCUCGAGGCAAGCGCUCAAGCCCUUGCCGCCAGCUGCGUCUACCAGCACGACACAAGCAUCAACGGCGGCGGAUACGGCCAGAACAUCGGCUACGGUGUCUCUUCUGAUGAGGUUGCUGUCAUGAUCUCCAACCUCAUGUACAACGAUGAGGCCCCAUACUUCGAGAACCUGUAUGGACAGGCUAGCCCCGACAUGAGCCUGUUCGAGAAGUGGGGCCACUUCUCUCAAAUUGUCUGGAAGGGCACCACUGAAGUCGGUUGCGCCACCGUUGUUUGCAACAGCCUUGGAAACGUGGACUCUGCCACUGCUGUACCUUUCACUGUCUGCAACUACAGCCCUCCAGGAAACUAUGACGGAGAGUAUGCAGACAACAUCGCCCGUCCUCUCGGGAACGCCGCCUACUCUGCUUGA